This is a messenger RNA of Knipowitschia caucasica, 330 nucleotides long. NCBI's taxonomy places the organism in Eukaryota, Metazoa, Chordata, Actinopteri, Gobiiformes, Gobiidae. The record is from the annotation of a GenBank genome assembly.
AUGAGGAUUAUUCUUAUUUCUUGGCACUUUCUUGGGGUGUAUUCCGCCCUGUGGGAAUUGGCAGCCGGGGCUUUUCCGAGCUCGGUGCAGAUAGGUGGAUUGUUCAUUAGGAAUACUGAUCAGGAGUACACGGCGUUUCGACUGGCCAUCUUCCUCCACAACACCAGCCCCAAUGCGACGGAAGCACCGUUUAACCUGGUGCCGCACGUGGACAACAUCGAGACCGCCAACAGUUUCGCCGUCACCAAUGCAUGUGAGUACAGAGUGUGUGAGGAGCACAGGAGGCCACGCGGCGUCCGCAGGUCACCACGCUGGACUGUUUAUUACUGA